This is a messenger RNA of Paraphaeosphaeria sporulosa, 825 nucleotides long. RefSeq lists its product as uncharacterized. The transcript is spliced from 2 exons. NCBI's taxonomy places the organism in Eukaryota, Fungi, Ascomycota, Dothideomycetes, Pleosporales, Didymosphaeriaceae. The record is from RefSeq and is a predicted model, not a curated record. The coding region runs from base 341 to 733 and encodes 130 amino acids.
CCAUUCCGAAUUAGAUCCGCACAACUCGCAGACUCGCUAUCGUAUGUGUCUUGGGUAAGUAAAUAUGACACAUCCACUUAGUGCGUCGCUGAUUAGCUUCAGGAGCCCCAAGAGCAGGCAAGGGUAUCUCGUAUACUCGACUUCCCAAACAAUUCAACUUCGUACGUUACUCCGUCGACGACAACCUGCGCGUGUGGACGCGUAAGAACCGCCACACUCACCUCGCGCUUAGUAUUGAAGACAAACUGGACUACCAAGGCUUCCUGAGCUCCAAGACCUCAACCCUUUUUGAUGCCAUCAGAGGCGCUAUCAUACUACUCGGCCAAAUGUUACAGGUGUUAUGUUUGAUAGAUAUCCACGCUGUAUACAGCAGCUGGAGUUUUUCGAUAUGGGGACUGCCCGGAACGAUUUGUCGUUGGAGACAAACGAAGAUUCUCACGACGGCAUGAGACCAGUGCCGCAUAUCAUGCUCUUCUUUGACGUUACGAGAGAGAUUGCGAGGGCAUGGUAUUUAGGCCGAGCACGAGAUGCCGAGUACAGCGAGGAGAAAUUUGACAAGCGCUUUGCGAAGUUUGAGGUCGAGACUCUGCCUGUUGUGGAGAGGUACAGAGGGAAGUGUAUCUUGAUAAGUAUUAAGGCAAAUGGUACGAAAGAUGAGACAAAUGAAGCGAUGCAAACACCAUUGGGGAGUACGAUGUGGCAGAGAGUGGGGUUCGAGAAUUCACGAGAGUAGAGGGAUCAUUGGGCCUUGCUCGUGCGAUCGAGAGGGCCCACAUCACCGGGGAAAAGACGAUGUCAGUUCUGCUCCGGUACACAAAAAGAGAA